Dentiscutata erythropus is the source of this 120-nucleotide messenger RNA. NCBI's taxonomy places the organism in Eukaryota, Fungi, Glomeromycota, Glomeromycetes, Diversisporales, Gigasporaceae. The record is from the annotation of a GenBank genome assembly.
AUGCCUACUAUGGUCAAAAAUAGUUUGGCAUUUUUUGAUAGAAUGAAUGCAAUAGAUAAACAAUUAGCAAAGAAUGAGAAAAGUGAAAAAGCUACUGAAAUUAUACAAAAACAUCUUGAU